Neoarius graeffei (lesser salmon catfish) is the source of this 607-nucleotide messenger RNA. RefSeq names its product parvalbumin 8 (gene pvalb8). The coding region runs from base 91 to 420 and encodes 109 amino acids. NCBI's taxonomy places the organism in Eukaryota, Metazoa, Chordata, Actinopteri, Siluriformes, Ariidae. The record is from RefSeq and is a predicted model, not a curated record. Gene Ontology annotation, cellular component: nucleus; cytoplasm. Gene Ontology annotation, molecular function: calcium ion binding. The transcript has 5 exons.
UCCUGCGCACAGGGUGCUCACCACACAGUCUUACCUCCAUCUCCAGUGUCUUCACCACACUCCAACUUCAACGGUUUGCUCCUCAGGACCAUGUCGCUCACAUCCAUCCUUUCCGCUGAUGCCAUCGACAACGCCAUCAAGGACUGCCAAGCACCAGAGUCCUUCAAUCACAAGAAGUUCUUCCAGCUGUGUGGUCUCUCUGAAAAAAGUCCCCAGGAAGUAAAGGCUGUCUUUGGCAUUCUCGACAACGAUGGCAGCGGCUUCAUCGAGGAGGAAGAGCUCAAAUUCUUCCUGCAGAGGUUUUCAUCUGGAGCUCGUGUCCUGACUGAUAAUGAGACUAAGAGCUUACUAUCUGCAUGUGAUGAUGACGGUGAUGGCAAGAUUGGAGCUGAGGAAUUCCAGACCAUCGUGCUCUCCUGAAUGGUCAAAGCUCCUCUUGUGUCAUGGUUCAACAAUGUUUUUCCUUAUUAGUCUGCUUUCUUUUCAUUUCUGGAAGCCCCUGAUGAUACAGAAACAAAACAGUGCAAAGUUUAUGCUAGAGUUGUAAAUACCUGUCAAGAGAUGAAAUCUAAAUCAUCUCCCCAGUGUACAAUUGACACAACGUAAA